GUUUACCCAAGGAUCAGGAUGAAUGCAGGUGAAGAGGUGUGAAAGCUGGAACAAUGAGUGAAGGACUUCAGUCACACUCUGGAGGCUCCUCAGAAGCCCAGAAUACUGACAGUGAAAACCAAGCACAGAAAAAACCAGGCCCUGUGAUCCUCAGUCUGACUCGCUGUUCUGCCUGCUACAACCACAAGAAAAGAUCCAGGCGAGAUUCCGAUGGUGAGUCGAGCUCAUCAGCUGAGGACUCUGGACCAGAGCUGGACUCUGAAUCAGACGCAGAGUCCAGCUCUAGCAGCAGCAGCAGCAGCAGCAGCUCUGAGAAGGAUUCAUCUGAAACAAAUGAGGAUCCCCCACCUGAGCCGGUGGACACUGCUGACCCUGACCUCGGAGAUAAAACAGGCGGUGAGAGACAAAAGGAGGAGGGGGAAACGUCAGAGAGCAAGGAGAAUAAAGGAACGACAAAGUUUAUGACUCGAAGACCUCCACUUGUCAAAUCAUACUCCCUGCCUUCCUCCUUCCCCCAUCAACUCAUCCCCUGGUCCCACUUGCCCCGCCCUCGUACGGUUGUCUCCACCCUCCACCUGCAGGUGUUAUCCCAGAAACAGGACGACGACCCGUUCAACAUCAUGCAACAACACCUUUUUGAGCAAGUGAAAACCGAGGAAAAUGGCGGAGAAGGGCGAGAAAGAAUCAACAACCCACCAUAUCCUCUGAGACCUACAAUGAACAAGUUACUAUGGCGACAGUCGUCACUACAAUCAUCACAGCAACAGCAGCCGCCAUACCCGCACCAACAACCGAUGCUUGAGCUGUCGCAUCAACACUACCAACCACAACCUCAACACUUUGACCCUCUGUCAGCUCAGGCUCAAAUGUUUCCACCUCCUCCACACACACUUCCUGUGUUACACCCCCAACUGUUCCACCCACCCAUACACAACCCAAUUGCACCUUACACACAUCUGCAUGCAUCUCCUCCACAGCCACACUGGUACAGCAUGCAAAAUCCUUACACGUACUAGACUUCUAUGUAAUUAAAAAUAUGCAGAAAAUAGAAUAUAAAGAUUUGAAUGUAAGGUAAUGAGGGAAACUAUUUAGGCAUAUUUUAUUUGCAGUGUGUAAAAAAAUUAACUAUCUUUCAUAAACUCUGAACUAAAGUGAUGCAGCACUUAUUUGGACUUUUUUUUUUUUAUUAUUCUAAAAAGAAGUUAAAACUGUUUUGUGUCUGAUGAGAUUUAUUUAAUCUCUUGUCCCUGAAUGUGUGUUUCCUGUAACAGCAGCUGUUAAAACAAACUGAUGUAAGACAUUUUCAUUCUUCAGAUCUCAGCCCUGUCCCUUUACAACAUUCAACACUGGGGAAAACAUGUUAUGCUGUUUAGUGUUUUUAUUCUCUUAAAGUUAGGCCAACUAUAGCUUUCAAUCUGCUCCUGCCAUGAGGGUCAGACAAAGUAUUUCACUGUUUUACUUCUAUGAAGGUUAUGAAACAGACUGAAAUGUAUACUUUUCUCCUUUAUGACCUUCAAUAUCAAACAAGACCAUCAAAGAUUAAACUGGUUAUUGGUUAUGUUUUUAGGAUAUCUGGCACUCCUGCCAAUGGGUAGUUGUCAGAACUCAAGGCAAUUAAUAGUAAGCUACAGAAACACCCUU
This is a messenger RNA of Labrus mixtus (cuckoo wrasse), 1641 nucleotides long. Its product is annotated as myb-like protein Q. The transcript is spliced from 2 exons. The record is from RefSeq and is a predicted model, not a curated record. Bases 54 to 1016 code for a protein of 320 amino acids. Lineage: Eukaryota; Metazoa; Chordata; Actinopteri; Labriformes; Labridae.